UUGACGGUUACUACAGUCGUUCACUGACGAGCGUCGUGGUCGGACGAAUUUCGAGCUCGUGACGCAGCGAAAGAAGAUGGCAGAUUCAGCCAUGACCGUUCCGUUCGCCGUAGUUGUGACAAUCGGUGUAUUUUUGUUAAAAUCAUGCAGUGGAGAAGAGACGGAUAUAAAGCUAGACAAAAAAGCUCAAUUGCUGCACAGGUUGGACAGCUUGAACUUGUUGUUGUACACGUUUUUACUAAUACUGACAGUGUUAACUAUAUGGACUUUCAAGCAUCGCCGACUGCGCUUCUUGCACGAGACUGGCCUUGCUGUCAUCUACGGACUGAUUGUGGGGGCGAUAAUCCGAUAUGGUUUCACAAAUAGCAGUACAAUAGUUCACAUGCCUGUGGUACCGGAACCUGACGGUAGCCACUAUAAUCAGUCGGUACCACCAGAUACAUUGUGGUUACGAUUUCCGGAAAAUAAGGGCGAUGGUACAACUAAGAAUAAAACUUUUGCCUACUCCUUUCGUGGAGAAAUUUAUAAGCGAGACAACGAAAUUGACCUCAAGGCUACAUUUGAUCCAGAAAUCUUCUUCAACAUUAUUCUACCCCCGAUUAUAUUCCAUGCUGGAUACAGUUUAAAGAGGAAAUACUUCUUCAGAAAUCUUGGCGCUAUUUUGACGUACGCAUUGAUAGGAACUACCAUAUCUUCCUUUGUCAUUGGCGCACUUAUGUAUAGCUUCAUACAGCUGAUACCUCAUUUAGCUUCAUCGUUUACUUUCCUAGACACCUUGUACUUUGGUGCUCUGAUCUCGCCAACCGAUCCACUGACGAUCAUUUCCAUAUUCAACGAUCUACACGUUGACGUGAAUUUAUACGCUCUUGUCUUUGGAGAGAGUGUGUUAAACGAUGCGGUUGCCAUUGUGCUUAGUGGGUCUAUCCAAAACUACGCUGAACGGUAUCAGUCAGGUUCUGGCGGGUUUGAGACUUGGGCAUUUUUCCAAGCCCUCGGAGAUUUUAUUAGAAUAUUCAGCCUCUCGCUGUUCAUAGGAGCCACAAUGGGCUGCGUUACUGCAUUGCUAACUAAGUUCACCCGAGUUAGAGAUUUCCCACUGCUGGAAUCUGCUCUCUUCGUCUUGAUGUCCUACAGUACUUUUCUCAUCGCCGAAGCCUCAGAUCUUACAGGUGUCGUUGCUGUACUAUUCUGCGGUAUAUGCCAAGCCCACUACACCUAUAACAACUUGAGUGUCGAUUCGCGACAGCGGACUAAGCAGCUCUUUGAAUUGCUUAAUUUUUUGGCAGAAAAUUUCAUUUUCAGCUACAUCGGUGUGUCCAUGUUCACUUUCCCGAAACAUCAUUUCGAUCCAGGUUUCAUUUUUGCUGGAUUUUUCUGUGCAUUGCUUGGUCGAGCAGUGAAUGUUUAUCCAUUAUCCUUCCUCUUGAAUUUGGGACGUAAUCCAAAAAUACCAUCAAACUAUCAGCACAUGUUGUUUUGUGCUGGUUUGAGAGGAGCGAUGAGCUUUGCUCUCGCCAUUAGAAAUACUGUGUCCGAUGCUCGUCAAGCUAUGUUAACAACAACGAGUCUGAUUGUCAUUCUAACAGUCAUUCUGCAGGGCGGUGCAACCACACAGUUUUUAAGCUGGUUCAACAUACCUGUUGGUGUUGACGAAGAAGUUGAAAUAUUAUCUUACAAUGGAGUACGAAGCUCUGCUGGCGAUGGUGGCUUUGGUGAUCCCGAGAGUCGGCGUGAAAGAAGUCCCACGUACGAUUCUAUGCAGGGUGGUUCCCUGUCGAUGGGUGGAAGUACAUCGAAAACAAACGAAAAGGCUCUGCUUGCAAGAAUAUGGGGCAAUUUCGAUACCCAUUACAUGAAACCAUUACUGACACAUUCUCGACCAACCCUCCUGGACACUCUACCGGUCUGUUGUGGUCCUUUGGCCAGGAUCUUGACCACCACUCAGCAAAUGACACAGGACAAUGUGGCACAGAGGGUAGACUCAGACUCGGACUUAUGCCUGGAGGAUCGUGACACUGAUAGGCGGAGGACGAGCAUUCAGCCGACGAGUAUUCCAAUCAGCCCUGCUAACGGAAUACAUUUAUGAUUCGUCGUUUCAGUUCAGCUCUAAUUGCAACAGAUAAGUUAUGUUUUACAAUUAGUUAUAAAUUUGAUUUGUUUACGUUAUUUUUAGUUAUCCUAUUAUCAUUAUCAUUACCAUUUUUUACGUGGGAUGGAUUAUACCACUAAUUCUGACACAUUUUUCUCUUGUAAAAUCUAAAAUUUAUAUCAUAUCUACGAAUGUACAAGAUUUGAUACAAAAAAAUUUGGUGAGCGAAUCAUCUGCAAUAGGGAACGAAUCGAUAAAGAAAAAAAUAAUAUUUAAAUGCAUAUGAAAAAAAAACAGAAGCAACUCAGGCCAAUUUAUUAUCAAUGUAUAAAUAAAUCUCAAUUUUACAACUGACUUUUGGAAGAACGAAAAUAGCGCUGAAUCAAAAUUGCAAAAGAAAAUGGGAACCAAAAAUGACUGUAAAUUCUAAUCUCAUUUACAAUUCUGAAGUAUGUACCAAAGUGUGCCAGAAUACAAACUUGUGGGAUAAAAUCCACGUAUACGGUGUUCCUCAAUAUUUUCUACUCGGGGGUUUGGUGUAGAGUUUCCAUUAUUAGUAUAACGUACGUCGUGCACAAAACAAGGUUGAAAGAAAGGAAAAAAAAUUGUAGUGUUUAAAAAAAUAGGGAUGAAAAUGAAGAAAAAUGUUUGAUGCGUUAUCGUCAUCCGAUUAAUGAUGGUGCGUGCACGCAUAUGUGUUGCAGUAUUAUUUAAAUACCAAUUAUAAAAUAGAUAAUUUACACUGGAUAAAAACUGCAUAUAUAUAGCUGUAAUGCAUAAAGCUUAAUUCAUUGAAUUCAACUGUAAUUAUGAUAAUGCACUCGCAGUUUGGAUUUGAUAGGACCUACUAUACAUUAAUGACAUAUUGUGUGACACUAUUGAUGGUUGAUGGUUUCAAUCGUUUGUGUGGGUCAGCUUGGAACUGUGACGGGAGAAGUUAGUCCGGAGCAACAACCGCUGCAUACACGAGUCGCCCUGCCAGGUUUGAUCGGCAGACAUUUAUAAACUAUUGUUAUUGAUAAUAUUAUUAUUAGUAUCGAUGGUAAUCUCGUGGUUCAUGAAA
This is a messenger RNA of Diprion similis, 3152 nucleotides long. It is a transcript of the gene Nhe3, whose product is annotated as sodium/hydrogen exchanger 7. Gene Ontology annotation, cellular component: membrane; recycling endosome. Lineage: Eukaryota; Metazoa; Arthropoda; Insecta; Hymenoptera; Diprionidae. Gene Ontology annotation, molecular function: sodium:proton antiporter activity. Bases 77 to 2086 code for a protein of 669 amino acids. The transcript is spliced from 13 exons. Gene Ontology annotation, biological process: regulation of pH; sodium ion transport; proton transmembrane transport. The record is from RefSeq and is a predicted model, not a curated record.